ACAAAAGCUAACAUUGCCAUUGUUUUAUACUGUUCUUCGAAACAAAUUGUUUGUUACACAUACAUUAGUUUAAACUUAGAUUUGGAGUUGGUGACGUCAGUUAGCGUACUUAUCGGGGUAGGGUGGAACGAACGAACCGCCAUUGUACCUCAACAGGAAGAGGACUGUGACGUCACGGCCUUCGUGUUGUGACUUCGUUUGUUUAAAAAAAAAAAAAAAAAGAGUAAGUUUUGGAGUGACUUCCCUACGUGAAGCACCCGAAGCAACACGCCCUUAAACAAGAAGCCAUGCAAAUAAGAUAAGAUAACACAGCAGUGUGUGUGUUUGUAAACAGCAUCAAUGCCGCGCCUCUGCCAUUGCUAUACCACUGUUGGACACGUCUUCCCAUGACUGGAGCCCACGCCGUGCAUAGAUCACCAUCGCCGGGGGGGCGACGACAAUCAAAGCGGUCCCGGUCCAAGUCGCCCCCCACACCACCACCCCACACACCCACACGCACACACUCAUGUGCGCCCUGGAGAUGGAGAUGACCAAGCGCGCCAUGCACGUCAACUCCAAGGUGAAUUGCGGGAUCGACAGGAACGGCGGAGACACCGCAGAAGUGUCCGUGCCGGUGUCGCUCCCAGGGAAAAGGACGGCUCACAUGGAGGGAGACGACCUGUACCGACUGCGGGACAGAAAGUUUUUGUUGGAGGACAAGAAGCGGCUGUGCACGCUGGCUUUGGGCGCAGCUCUGCUGGGAAUCCUGCUUAUGAUCAUCCAUACUGAGAUGUGCCCCUUCUUCUACGAAGCGGGCUCAAACAUCGCCUUAUUCAUCAACUGUUCCAUCAGUCUGUCUACUGGGUGUCUCCUCAUUUUAAUCUUAGCCUUCCAUUAUAAGGACAUCAGGCUUUUCAUUAUCGACCACAAUCAGGUGGACUGGCGCAUUGCCAUGACCAGCCACAGGGUUUUUGUCAUCACGUUUGAGGUACUGGUCUGCGCUAUCCAUCCGGUCGGCACCUACUGGGAGGCGGGCCUUCACGGCAACUCCUCUUCCUCAUCUCCGCUGUGUGAUUCCGACCAUCACAGUAAGACUUUGGCGAAUUUGGAGCUGCUGCUGUCGGUGCUGAUGUUCCUGCGCUUGUACCUGGUGCACAGAGCGGUCCUGCUGCACAGCAAGGUGCUGCUGAGCGCCUCCUACCGGAGCAUCGGCUCGCUCAACAAUAUCAACUUCACCUUCCGCUUCGUACUCAAGGUCCUGAUGAACAAGUACCCUGCACGCACGCUGCUUGUCUUCAUCCUUUUCUUCUGGCUCACGGCAUCUUGGAUGCUGACUCUAUGUGAGAAGCAGACACAAGGGUCGACCGAUCACAUGGAAACCGCUUUGUGGCUUAUAGCCAUCACCUUCCUCACAGUGGGCUACGGCGACGUGGCACCCCACACUCGCUGUGGCAAGUCGGUGUGUCUCUUCACUGGAGUCAUGGGUGUAGCCUGCACCGCAAUGCUUGUCGCCGUGGUAACCAAGAAGCUUGCAUUGAAUAAAGGAGAGAAGCACGUGCACUUUUUUAUGCUGGACAUCCAGAUCUCCAAAGGGAUCCGCCAUGCUGCUGCCAACGUGCUACGUGAGUGCUGGCUGCUGCACAGAGCCAACCUGACAAAAGGAAACCGAGGAGAACAUCGGAGACACCAGAGAUGUCUUCUGGAGGCCAUCAGAGUGUUUCGUCACCUGCGCCUCAAACAGAGAAAACUGCGGGAUUAUGUCAGUGAGAUGGUCGACCUGCCAAAGAUGCAGAUGAUCAUGUGCGACCUCAGCGCCAAUUGGAAUAACUCCUAUCGGGAGCUGGAGCAGCGUAUCCUCUCCAUGGAGCAGAAGCUUGAAGAGCUGAGUCGCUGCUUCCAGCAAACCUCAGAGCUGCUGUCCCAGGUCUUACGUCACCGCAACCCAGAGAUCAGGUGACACGACUGCAAUCUUCGGAGGAACAGCGGUGGUUUCAUCCAUCAAUAUCUCGAGGCAGUGAGCUGCUUCUACAUGCAUCAACGAUUUGGAGAGCUCAUUUUCAGGGCUAAUCUGCACCAAUCCUGACUGUGCAAUCAGACUUUGAGAUUGUUGACCAACUCAGAGAGCUUUUUAAUAUACACCGGCCCGCUAUUAUUGAAAAACUCCUCAAUCAGUGCUUAUUCCUGGGGAAUAAGAUGCUAUAUUUGUUGCAUGUAAUUAGCUUUGCAGUAGUACAAAUAUGAAAUACAUCUUCGAGCAAACUCACAAAGGAGGAGAAAAAUCCACAUUGUAUUAUAGGAAGACGCCUUUAUUUCAAAUAGUGUCAAAUGGUCCAUCUCAAAAAGUAAGGCCAAAACGAUGGGAUGCAGGAAAUGUAGUCUACAUUUAGUGUGGGGGCAUUGAAGACUGGUUCUCAGUGACCUGACUGCUUCAUCUGGUGGAGAUCUAAGGAAAUAAAAUAUCAAUUUACACUAUAAUAAAAUUGUGAUAUAUAGGGGCAUCUAAAAAUGUUUUGAAUAUCUUUGAAAAGUUUAUUUUCAGUAAUUCAAUUAAAAAAGAGUACCCUUUAAUUCCAAUAACAUAUUUACAGUCGUCCCUCAGCCUUACCGCCUCCAUUUUCUUAUUUUUUUUAGCAUAUUUUACAUUUCUUGUCCUAAAUUAACUAAAAUAUCAAUACUACCAAUCAAAUCAAUCUGUUCAGUAUCGUGGCCGCUGAUUGGCUCAGCCUCAGGCAGCAUAAUUAUAUUACAUUAAAGGCCUACUGAAACCCACAACUACCCACCACGAAGUCUGAUAGUUUAUAUAUAUCAAUGAUUAAAUAUUAACAUUGCAACACAUGCCAAUACGGCCUUUUUAGUUUACUAAAUUGCAAUUUAAAAUUUCCCGGGAGUUUCUUCUUGAAAACGGCGCGUAAUGACGUGUACGCGUGACGUCACGGACUGUUAGGAAAUAUGAGCGCUGCGCACACACACAGCUAAAAGUCAUCUGCUUUAACCGCAUAAUUACACAGUAUUUUGGAGAUUUGUGUUGCUGAAUCUUUUGCAAUUUGUUCAAUUAAUAUUGGAGAAGUCAAAGUAGAAAUAUGGAGUUGGGAAGCUUUAGCCUUUAGCCACACAAACACACGGUGAUUCCUUGUUUAAAAUUCCCGGACGUGAAACUUUACUAUGGAUAAGAGCGGUCAAGCGAACAUGGAUCCCGACCACUUGUCAACCAGCAGUUUUCUGUGAGAAAAUUGUGGUAAAAAGUCGCUUCUUACCGGAGAACAGCUGAACUUGCGCCGUCAAUAAAGCUGCCGUCGACUUCCCUGAGACACAGGUGUCAAGACACUCGGCCGUGGAGACACCCCUCCGACUAUCAGGUAAUAUUAAACUCACUAAAACACUAGCAACACAAUAGAAAGAUAAGGGAUUUCCCAGAAUUAUCCCAGUAAAUGUGUCUAAAAACAUCUGAAUCCGUCCCAAUGCAAUCGCGUAUUUUUUUUUUUCCUAGUCCAUCGCUUAUCCUCAAACACGAAUCUUUCAUCCUCGCUCAAAUUAAUGGGGAAAUUGUCAUUUUCUUGGUCCGAAUAGCUCUUUUUGUUGGAGGCUCCCAUUAAAAACAAUGUGAAGAUGUGAGGAGCCAUCAACAUGUGACGUCAUCGUCUGCGACUUCCGGUAAAGGCAGGGCUUUUCUGUUAGCACUAAAAGUUGCGAACUAUAUCGUGGAUGUUCUCUACUAAAUACUUUCAGCAAAAAUAUGGCAAUAUCGCGAAAUGAUCAAGUAUAGCAUAUAGAAUGGACCUGCUAUCCCCGUUUAAAUAAGAACAUCUCAUUUCAGUAGGCCUUUAAGAGUGUAAAGGUGAUUAUAUUAAUGCAAUUUCAUGUCUAAAGGGCUGUCAUAAUGUUGAAAAUGUACUCAGAAAGGCGUAAAUAUGUUGUUUACGCUCUAGCUAGGAACGUAUUUGAUUCAUAAUGAAUCAUUCCCAUUUAGUGGCAAUUCAUCUAUGUCCGGAACCAUUUAACAGCGACAAAUGAGGGAUUACUGUAAUAAUUUAAGUUUUUUGUUUUAUAAAAUUCAAUUACUCAUGAAAGAGGAAAAUUGUAAAAAGUUUAAUAUUGGUGUAAACAUCAGAUUAGCCUUUUUAAUUAGUCUCAAAUCUGAAGUGAACUCCUGAAAAGAAGGGUCACCAUAAUUUACUUUUUUUUAGAUGCACCUGAAUAUGAAGGGCUUAAACAUGGUCACACAUAAUUAGUUUUCUCAUAAGCAUUAAAAAUCAAAGAUAGACAUCAGUGAUACCUCAUUGGAAAACAAGCACUUUGUAAAAAACAAACAAAAAAACUGGACAAACCUCAAGAGGAUAAACUGGAGCUUUGAUUUAAAAAAAAAUGUAAUACUGAAGGGAAAAACAGUGACUUAUGGAAGGAACUAUGUUUACUGUUGUAUCUUUUGCACGUUAUUAAAAGUUGUUGUUGGAAUUAAAAAUACAGUGACAAUUAAAUGA
Molecule: messenger RNA, 4457 nt
Organism: Nerophis ophidion (straightnose pipefish)
Lineage: Eukaryota; Metazoa; Chordata; Actinopteri; Syngnathiformes; Syngnathidae
Gene: kcnn4
Product: potassium intermediate/small conductance calcium-activated channel, subfamily N, member 4
Exons: 9
Coding region: 506-1936 (476 amino acids)
Biological process (GO): potassium ion transmembrane transport
Cellular component (GO): plasma membrane; neuronal cell body; neuron projection
Molecular function (GO): small conductance calcium-activated potassium channel activity; intermediate conductance calcium-activated potassium channel activity; calmodulin binding
Source: RefSeq, a predicted model, not a curated record